This is a messenger RNA of Fusarium subglutinans, 1488 nucleotides long. Its product is annotated as 5-methylthioadenosine s-adenosylhomocysteine deaminase. The transcript has 4 exons. The coding region runs from base 1 to 1488 and encodes 495 amino acids. The record is from RefSeq and is a predicted model, not a curated record. Gene Ontology annotation, molecular function: hydrolase activity, acting on carbon-nitrogen (but not peptide) bonds. Lineage: Eukaryota; Fungi; Ascomycota; Sordariomycetes; Hypocreales; Nectriaceae.
AUGCCUUCACACAAGUCUAUUCUACUGAAAAACGCUACUCUCCUUGUUCCAGAGGUUCCUGGGGACGAUCAUGUCAUUCCGUUGAAGAACCAUUCAUUGCUGAUUGAGGGCAACAGAAUUGCCCGUAUUGCACCUCGCAUUGAUCCCCCAUCUGAAUCAACCGAGGUUGUUGAUUGCUCGGCAAAGAUCAUCUCGCCGGGAUUUGUCGACACUCACCACCAUGUUUGGCAGACUCAGCUCAAAGGACGGCAUGCUGAUCACUCGCUGCUGGAGUACAUGGUACCAGGAAACAUGGCAUCGCACAGCUACAAGCCUGAAGAUGUGUUCUGGGGCCAGCUUGGGGGAUGUCUCGAAGCCCUCGAGGCAGGGACGACUACAAUUGUGGACCACGCCCAUAUCUCAUACACUCCCGAGCACAAUAAUGCGGCUCUUUCAGCAACAAUCUCAUCUGGUAUCAGGUCUAUCUUUUGUUACUGCCCUACCGGAAGGGUCAAGACCUGGAAGCCAUUCAAAAUGGAGGAAGAGUUUCUUCCAGCCUGGCUGUUCGAACAGCUAACAUCACUGUGUAAAGCUGGCCCAUUUGCCGACGGUCGAGUGACGAUGGGCUUCGCGUUCGACUCCUUCUACCUUCCAAAGGAGGUUGUUGUCAACAUUUUCAAUCAGGUUCGUGGACUGGGUAUCAAGACCAUAACUUCUCACUAUGUCCCAAGCCUUCUCCACCUACUUGAAAGUUAUGGGCUUCUGGACAAGGACAUUCUUCUUUCUCACGCAACUCCACUGAAUGACUCGGACGCACAGAAACUACAGAGCGUCGGAGCAUCGAUCUCCUCGACACCAGACACUGAGCUGCAGAUGGGUCACGGCUGGCCCGUUUGCUUUCAGAAAAACGCCAGGUCAAUCAGUUCUCUCGGCAUCGACUGCCACAGCAACAACACAGGCAGCAUCGUUGCCCAGAUGAAGGUUGGUCUCCAAGCUGAACGUGCUCGCCGCAAUGAACGAAUACACGAAGCAGGGAAGAUCCCUGCGAAAGUCCAGGUCUCUACUCAAGAUGCGUUCCAGCUUGGGACAAUUGGCGGCGCAAGGGCCAUCAAGAUGAGCGAUCAAAUUGGAUCUUUAGAAGAGGGCAAAAUUGCCGAUCUUGUAAUCUGGGAUACGUUGAGUCCUGCGAUGAUCUGUGCUGCCGAGGAAGAUCCAAUCGCUGCUAUCAUUCUGCACUCCGCUCCCUCCGACAUUGAUGCUGUUAUUGUUGAUGGUCAAUUCAGAAAGCGAAACGGAAAGCUGGUAACUACUAAGCUGGACCUAGAACUCAUGCCCAAUAUGGAGCAGGAGAGGUCUGAAGUACAGUGGUGUGAUGUUGCAACCGAACUUUUGAAGAGCCGUCAGAGCAUCUUGGACAGGGAGAAGGCCAGUGGAGCUGAUGAUCGAGAGGCAGGGUUUGAGAACAUAUUGAGAAUAUUCGGGACCGACAAGGACAAGCUGGUUUAUUAA